Molecule: messenger RNA, 1602 nt
Organism: Grosmannia clavigera kw1407
Lineage: Eukaryota; Fungi; Ascomycota; Sordariomycetes; Ophiostomatales; Ophiostomataceae
Exons: 3
Coding region: 1-1602 (533 amino acids)
Source: RefSeq, a predicted model, not a curated record
AUGGCAAAAAAGGGCAAGAGUAAUAAGACUUUGAGUAAUGCCAGCCCUGGCUUCAGCGCUAACAGUAGCAACUCCACUCCUGCUUCUACUGUAGAUCUGAGUCUGGGCGGGGAUCCCAUACCACCUCACCUCGAAAAGCAGAUCUUGUACCUCACCAUCUCCACGGAUAAACACAAAAGGGACGAGAUUGCAGCGAGCCCUCUGCUGACGGUGCCGGCCCUUGAUGCCGGUGCCCCGACACAGUAUGGCGUCAUCGGCAGGGACUCGAGCAAAUCAGGGCAGUCCUUCUCGUCGUUGUCCAUGUACAAGAGACAUAUACUUUCGAUGCGCAUCUUUCAAAACGUGUCUGCUCCCAGCUCUACCUUCAUAUGUGGCAGCCAGGGCUCGGGAAAGAGCAACACGUUGGCAUGUCUCUUAGAAAACUGUUUGCUGCCCAGUGAUCUCGGCAAUCUUCCGCAUCCGUUGACCGGUAUUGUAUUCCACUACGACAGCUUCAAUUCGGACUUGGGUGGGAUACCAUGCGAGGCGGCGUAUCUCGCGUCGAAUAAGAACGUGAAAGUGCGAAUUCUUUGUUCCCCGACAAAUGUUCGAACCAUCACUCUUUCGGACCGGGAUCUUACAACAACUCAUAUGCACGACCUAAUGACCGUGGGCGAGAGCGGCAUGCCGCUCUACAUGCACGUGGUUGACCGUGUGCUGCGCGAGCUGAAGAUCGAGCAAGAUGAACAAAACCUCCCGUUCAACUAUGAGAAGUUUAAGCGGCGAAUAUUUCAAAGCGAGUUGACGUCUAUGCAGACUAAUCCUCUCAAGCAGAGGCUCGAUACGCUGGAGAGCUUCAUGCCGAGGAAUGAUUCGAACAAGAAGACUCCUGGUACCGCAAGUGGAAACGACUGGACGGCCAAGCCCGGCCAAUUGACAGUUGUCGAUCUCUCCUGUCCAUGCGUCACGCCAGACAUGGCCUGCUGGCUUUUCAAGAUCGCUUUGCAGCUCUUUCUUAAAGGGGAUAUGACCACGGGUCGUAUCGUAGCGCUUGAUGAAGCGCACAAAUAUAUGCGCGAUACAUCAGGCGGCUCGCGGGCACUGACAGAGAGACUGCUGGAAGUUGUCCGGAACCAGCGCCACCAGGGUGCCCGCGUGAUCAUCUCGACGCAAGAGCCGACGGUUUCGCCCAAGUUGCUCGAUCUGUGCUCCGUCACGGUGGUCCAUCGAUUUACAUCACCGGACUGGCUGCAUGUCCUACAGGGCCACCUGGCUGGGCUGUCUCCCAUAACCGCCUUAGUCGGCGACACAAACGUCACGGCUGACGGAGAAGAACACAAAAAGAUACACUACGGCGCCCAGCCCAUUGAUCUUAUGGGAAGAAAUAACGCCAUGGAGUUGUUUGGCCUCAUUGUCGGUCUGGAAACAGGACAGGCACUGGUCUUUUCGCCAAGCACCAUCGUCGGGAUCAAGGAUGACCAGGGGGGUGGCGGCGGAACGACAAAUGGGAACAACAAAAAGAGAGAUGCUGGAUCUGUUGAGCGUCUAGGGAAUCGAGCGCUGUUGGUCAAUAUACGGGCCCGCAUGACCGAAGAUGGAGGAAGAAGCAUCAUGGCCCUGUAA